GCCAUCGCAGCAGCAGCCCGGCGACCCUCGCAGGAUGUCGAUGUCCCGCGUGGCGCGCCCUUCGGGAGGUGCCGAAGUCUUGUCUCCGUGCCUCGUACACGCGCGCCACGAUUGAUCGCGCUCCAUCCCCGAGAGCUCGAUUUUCGAAAAUCUUCUUCCUCGCAAUUAUCUCCCUUAUAUCGUUCCGUUCUCUCCUCUCCCCGGUCGAUUUGUUCAACAAGUUUUAUAGUCCCUUUACCGGACUUUUGUAAAAGAAAAAGAAAUGUAAGGAAGGCGAAAAGAGGAGAACGAAAAGAUCAAACGCGCUUUUUUUCGGAUCUUUUUUUCAAAUAAAAAAAAAAAAAAAAGAGCAAAAAGUUCGCGAGAACACAUCGCGCGACUCAUAUGCACCCCGAGCGACGAGCCGCUCUCGGAUACGCGUGUGCGUAAGGUACGCGUUGGUGCGUGUGUUUACAAUCUGUGAGUGGUGCGGCGGCGGCGGCGGCGUUAAGCACCGAUUACGGGAUAUGGAUUCACAGUGGACCCGGGUGGAGGCGGAAGGCGGCAGAUGACGGGUCCGCGGUCGAGCCCGGCGAGAGGAGGCGCCGAAUGAAAGUGAAAACGGGAGACUGCACGGGGGUGCGUACUACGAUGUGAGAGGGAGGAUGCGUCGCCCUCGGGAGAACGACGAAGGGUGCGGGAAGACGAACGCCGGAAGGCGGCGACGGAUGCCUUGAGGCUCAGCCUGCUGCAAAUCCCGUGGAUUGUGUGCGUAAGGGCCCACCCUCUUUAGAAUUCCCCGUCCGUAGAGGAGCGAGGAGUUUGUUGAAGACAAAGACGAGGGGGUCGGCGCUCGAGAGGGGUGAAAGGAACGAGGAGAAGGAGGUGCGGUUGAGCCUAGGGGGUGAAAAAGCGAGAGGGAGAUAAGGAGAUAAGGAAGAUGGGAGAGAGCUCGCCGGAUCUCAGCCUCCGGCUACGCCAAGGCAGCUCCGAUUCCAGAGACUCCUUCUACAUGGACUUCGCUCAGGGUAUCGAUUCCGAUAUCGAGGAAGUGACGCGACCAGGCGACAAUAAUUCUGAUCCUAUGCUGGAAAAUCAUCUGGAGGAGAACGGGAACGAUCUGCCGCCGAUUGAGGAUAUCACAACGAUCCCCGAAGAAGCCUCCGAAGAGUUAAGAGAGGAGGAGGAGGCGGCCGCAUUGGAGGCUGCGCUUCGAACGCCAGACGGUGGUGCGAUUAGCACGGAAAUCAGGAAACCGUCGGCUGCGACGCUCACGCAGGACUGGCCAGGAUUGCCGGUCGCGCUACCAUCACCAGCCUCGCCAUCCGCGGUAAUCGUCUCGCCGGAAACGCUGUCUAGACACAGUAGCAGCUCACCUUCUCGCGUUCACCGACCACCCCAGUUCGCGUUGGCCCUGCCAUGUUCCUCGCAACCGAUUCCGGCGGUCUGCUAUCCGACGCCGACCUUUCUCGAGGUCACCGACGAACGGAAGUGGAAGAACCUUGGAUGCGACGCCCUGGCGACCACUUUGAGCGCGUUGUACGGGAAACUUCUGGUUGUGAUGGGGAUCGCCUUUCCCAUGGCGGAAGUAAUAUCCACGUACAUACCGCCGUCGUUCUAUGAGGCUUUCUACCUCUAUCUGUACUUUGGCAGCAUGAUUUUCCUGGUCUACAUGUACGCUAUGUUGUUCAGAGACAACAAGACAAAACCGACAGAGAAGCAGAAAGACGUAUGCGAUCUGGACUCAUCGAGAUCGUCGAGCGGCGCCGGCGGUGACAGCGACACGCCUGAGAACGGAUGUCCGCACAUGCAUCCGGGACGUCCGGUCCAGCAUUAUGGCAGCUUCUACCUGCGAAUGGGAGCUGUUGCGUUCGGCAUCGGCUCGAUGAUCUAUUCCGGAUUGGAAUUCGGCCAAUAUUUCGAGCUGGAACAGAACACCAAGUGUCACAACAUCAUGCUGGCUCUCACGCCGGCCACGAGGAUGGCCUUCAUCUUCAUUCAGAUGUACUUCAUAUUCCUAAACAAUGAGCAAAUGAAGGUUUAUCGCCAUCGCGUCGUAGCGCGUUUCGGGCUGAUGCACAUGAUUGGCACGAAUCUGUCAGUCUGGCUGAACGUUCUCGUGCAGGAAACAAAACACGAGAUCCUCACCUUUUAUAAUCCGGAGAACAACUCUCUCAGAAUUUCUCACAGACUGGGCUCAAAGGGUGGACUUCAUCUCGGCGGUCACACUCACUCUCAUCACGGAGAACACGUGCGACUUCCCCGCGGUCUCAAAGGACCCCAUCACAUGUUUGAAUGCAGAAGAACGAAUAUAAUGGGAUCGUUGGUGCAAGAUGCCAGCCCCUUCCUCUUCCCAUGUACGAUAGAAUAUAGCUUGAUUUGCGCGGCCAUUUUAUACGUUAUGUGGAAAAACAUAUCGAAAAUCGGAUUCACGCAGCCCACGACACCACCUGGUUCGCGUCAUCAUACACACGCCUACAGGAGAUCACCUCAUCAUUACAGCGUGGACUGCGCCCGCGCACACAAGGGCCUCUUCGUGGGCAUACUGAUCCUGGUGCUGACCAUAAUCUCCUUGAUUCUCUUCUUCGUUCUCAUCUCGCGACCCGAACUGGUCAGCCUCGCCGUGACCGAGGUGAACGUCUGCGAGCUGACGCUCUACGGGAUGUCCACUAUGGCGACGCUGAUCGGCAUGUUCCAGAUGCGCAAACUGCGUUACGACGGUGGUAGAAAUCUCGAGCUCGACAACAUCCUCCUGGUGGCCGCGCAGACCGGCAUGUUUAUCUAUUCCACGUUUACCAUCAUCGGCGGUCACUUUACUCUGCAGAAGCACACGGUCCUCGUGCUGGUCACCGCUCUCGCCAGCGUCGUCCAGACCACCUGCCAAACCAUCUUUAUCCUGGACGCGUCCAGACGCUCUGUGGCCACCGCCGAGCAAAUACGCCGAAAACCUGGCAGAGAGAUCGUGACAUUUCUACUGGUGACGAAUCUAGCCAUGUGGGCGAUCAACACUUUGGAGAAAUCACGAGCGGAAUCACAUCCUGUGCAAUUGCACUUUUACGGCCUGUGGGCGUGGACGAUCAUCACCCAUGUCUCGAUGCCGCUGGCUAUUUUUUAUAGAUUCCACAGCACCGUGUGCCUGUGCGAGGUGUGGAAGCGGGCCUACAAAGUCAAGCCGACCUACAUGUGACGUAAGAGGUCCCGCGAGAUCAUAUGGAAGACCGGGAGUGCACCGCAGCGGCCAAAGAGCCAACAGUCGAGGCUUCACGCCAUCGCGGAGAACGAUUCGGCAUAUUUCAUAUGAUCGAGAGAAAUAUCGAAUUGCUGCGGCCAUCGAAGCUGGCGUGAAAAUCGUCUCGAAGAGAAAGUGUUCGACGGGCGACGCAACAAAGAGUAGUCAACAUCGAGUUUUUUUAGAUGAACAAAACUUUUCUAGACAUUCGAGUACAAUUGACUCGAUGAUACGCACACAAUUCAACGUGCGAAAUUUGUAUUCACUCCAGGGUAUCUCUUUAGAAAAGUUUUUACUAAACAGAUUCGGAUACUUCAAAUUAUAUUUGGAUACUACAUACGUAAAUUACUUCAAGAAGAAUGCAUCUCGGCAAAAAAAGUACUCAUAAAAAAAAAAACUGUCACGUAAACUAUCACGUAACUCUCACGGUAUGUUAUCUCGUCACUUAUCAAAAAAGUCGAUGUCUCUAGCUAGCAUUGUACAAAAUAUAUUUCGUCAAUACAUAAAUAUUGACGAGGCUAUAAAAUUAAUAUAACGCCAUUGUUUCAAACCAUCAUCACUUUUUGAAAAGAAUCACUCGUGUUCGAAUUCACUCUCGCUAAAAUAGACAGGCGAAAAGAAAAAUUUUAGAAAACUUUAGAAGCGGACUGUCUCCGGAGAUGCGUGUGUGUCGAGAUCCCUUCGCCGAUAUAAGCCGAUUUAUUGGGAUACGAUAUUAUACACGGUCUUCUUGACUACUUUUUAGAGAUUUCAAUGUUAAUCCUCUUACUCGCCAUUGAUAUCUGUAAAUAGCCUCUUUACCACGCUGUGCAAAACCUACGGAAAGAAGGGGAGAUUUUAUCAACCGCACAAACGCGCACUUAAUAGAAUCGCAGAUUUCGGUGCGAUAAAGAGAUAUGACGCGUGCAUUGACAUUUGUCGCUUUCUCACAGCUUUUGCCCCACGCGAUGAUCCUACAGAGUAGAAGUGACAGCACGAGCUCACCGUAUAUAGGAUUCAUUUGAUCAACGCAAUUUCUAUCGAAUAAGAAAAAGAGAUCCUUUAUCUACUUCGUAUGAAAAAAAUUAUGUAAAACAAUCAAUUGUACUUCAAAUCGAUCUAACUGCUUAGACCAAUCUCCUGAAAUAAGAUUCGUUGAUAAAUAAUAUGUAGUAGCUUUUAAAUUUUUUUCUCGUUUGGAGAUAAUCAAAUAUAUUUUCUCAAUUUAAUCGAUCGACAGAUACGAUGUAGAAAGUCUGCAAAAAAAAACAUAAUAAUCAUGAUUUUUAUUAUAUGUACAUUUAAAUUAACGCUCAUUCUGAUGUCUAAAACGCACGAGUCUUAGAGAACACGCGUUAGAAAUAGAAAGGACUAGAUUUUUCUUAGAAACAAUCUGGUCGAAGCGGCUGGCGUAGGCCUUUCUUCGGCCUUUAAGGGAACAAUAAAUCUUCGAUAAAUCGUUCGAUAAAUUUUUCUAUCUAUUCCAAGUGAUGAGUGAGAAGGACGCGAAAAAUUUACUCUUUCUCUCUCUUUCAUAAGACUGAAACGAACGUUAGGAGAGCGGUCGAGAUGAACCGAGCAUAAAUCCUGAUCCACUUCGAUCCGAAUCGUUUGGCUGUAACACGUUCGUUCGACGCUCGUAAUUCAUGGCAUUCGAAUACUCUCACGAAUAUCCGUCUUCCACGUAGUACAAACUGCAGUUUAAACAGCAAUCGUCCAUGCAGAUAGUUCGGAAAAUAAAAUAACGGUGGGAGAUCGAGAAAUUACGAGUACAAUAGAAUAAGAGAUAAUAUCGUAGUACACAGAUAUUAUUCCCUGAUAUUUUCGUAACAAACAAAAUUAUCUUUCUAAUUGACGAACAAAUGCCGUAAUUAAUUAGAAAUAUUCUAGUAAUGACGAUGUCACCCAUAUUUAUUCCUCGCUUCUUUAUUUAUCCGAUUCGAAAUCGAUACUCGCAUCAAUAAAUUUGAUAUUUUAUAGCACCUCGUGCGCGGUCCAUUUAUAAUUCGAAACAAAAAAAUUUUAUAUAGAUAUUAAAUAUUCUAAAAGAAAACGCGCGUCCACGGAGAUUCGAGAACUUUAGCCAUUUUAUACCCGAAAAGAUGUACGCAAAUAUAAUUUUACACAUUAUUACUAUCGUAGAAAUCAAUUGGUAGAGACGAAAAUAGUACUGCUGUUAUGAUUAUAAUACUUGGAUAUUUUAUUGUCGGCGUUGGAUUUGUAUUAUCGAGAGAAACUAAUUUUACAUCCGGGUUCAGAAAGAUGAUCAGGAUUCAAAUCGAUGGACAAAUGUCUGUCGCAGACUACUCGUGUAAUUUUCAGGGCUAGAAAACGGAAACGAAAAAAAGAAAAAAAAAAAGAAAAAAAAAAUGAAAACGCGUUCGAAGUAGAAGAUACAA
Molecule: messenger RNA, 5586 nt
Organism: Cataglyphis hispanica
Lineage: Eukaryota; Metazoa; Arthropoda; Insecta; Hymenoptera; Formicidae
Product: proton channel OtopLc-like
Exons: 9
Coding region: 920-3166 (748 amino acids)
Biological process (GO): proton transmembrane transport
Cellular component (GO): membrane
Molecular function (GO): proton channel activity
Source: RefSeq, a predicted model, not a curated record